This is a messenger RNA of Solea senegalensis (Senegalese sole), 1246 nucleotides long. It is a transcript of the gene rnls, whose product is annotated as renalase, FAD-dependent amine oxidase. Gene Ontology annotation, cellular component: extracellular region. The transcript has 7 exons. Gene Ontology annotation, molecular function: oxidoreductase activity, acting on NAD(P)H. The record is from RefSeq and is a predicted model, not a curated record. Bases 134 to 1162 code for a protein of 342 amino acids. Lineage: Eukaryota; Metazoa; Chordata; Actinopteri; Pleuronectiformes; Soleidae.
GAUGUUUCAUAACUCAGUGGGCGGGUUUAACUUCUGCAGCUGUGGACUCAAACACAUGCCGGACAGAAUCGUUUAAACGCGGGUUAUUUACUGGGUUUGUGGAGUUUCCCGGCUUCUACAGUUCCGAGUUAAAAUGUCUCGGGUUUUGAUCGUUGGCGCGGGUUUGACCGGAAGUGUGUGCGCGUGUCUUCUGAGGAGAGAACUGCAGAGCAAAGUUCAGAUCGUGGUUUGGGACAAAGCGAGGGGCUCAGGAGGAAGAAUGUCCACCUCUCGUCCUCCUGACCCCUCGUCUCUCUCAGCCGACCUCGGAGCUCAGUACAUCACUGCUACAGCAGCCUAUGCUAAGUCACACAGCAGCUUGUACUCCGAGCUCCUCUCCUCUGGCCUCCUGCAGCCUCUCGUCGCUCCAGUUGAAGGUCUGAAAGACAAAGUCGACAGCGAGAACUUUGUGACUCCGCAUGGAAUGAGCAGUGUCGUCAAACACUUCCUGUCCCAGUCGGGAGCUGAUUUGUUCUUCGAGCGUCACGUGACCGGCCUGUACCGCCGCGGUGCAUCGUGGGAGGUGGAGAGGACGGCGGGAGCCAGUGAGAUGUUUGACGCCGUUGUCCUGACGAUGCCGGUCCCUCAGAUCCUGCAGCUGCAGGGAGACGUGGGACAGCUGCUGUCUGUCCAGCAGAGGGAGCUCCUGCAGGACGUGGUGUACUCGUCCCGCUUCGCCCUCGCUCUCUUCUUCUCUCCAGACGUUGUCUUCAGUUUUUCGUGGGCGGCUCGUUACGUUAGCGACAACGACUGCAUCCGCUACGUCGCCGUGGAGACACGCAAACGCAACGCAGACUGUCUGGGUCUCGGUCCGUCCCUCGUCGUCCACACCAGCGUCCAGUUCGGUGCGCAGCACGUGGAGCGAGACAAGGACGACGUCCAGCCAAUCAUCUUGCAGGAGUUGCACAAGCUCCUCCCUGAUCUGCCUCAGCCAAUGAGCAUCAAGUGUCAGAAGUGGCGUUACUCCCAGGUGCUGACCGCAGUGCGGGACAGUCCAGGUCACAUGACCGUCCUCGAGCAGCCGCCACUCGUCUGUGCCGGCGACUCCUUCACUCACUCCAACUUUGACGGCUGCGUGGAGUCAGCACUGAGCGCGCUCAGAGCUCUGAAGGCCUCGCUGUGACACGCCCCCUACCUGCCGACCCCGGGGCUGACAUCAAUAAUCAAUAUUAUUUAUAUUUAAGGUGAUUGAUCUUUUAAUUUUUAA